AUGGCGACCGCAGCCAUCGACAUACCCUACAUCGCCGCGUCCUACGCUGUCUCCGAACCCACACUUCGGACGCUACUCGACGCUCCCACUGUUGAGCUCGUCAGCUCACUCUUAGAGAAAAUUGAAGCAAAGGCUCGCGAGUUUGACAAUGUCAAAGCGGAGAAGCUCCGUUCUGAUGUCGAGCUUGAGAACGCGGUCAGAACUGGGGAUGCCCGCGCCCGAGCACUCAAAGCCUCGGUGGACAGGGGGUUAAGGGAAAUAGAAGACUACAGGAGGAAGCUUAAUGAGGAGGAAAAUGCACGCGCGUCGAUCGAGUCGGAGCUGCAGACGCUCAAGUCAUCUAGUACAAGUUCAACGUCUGAGGUCGACGCACUCCGAUCACGCAUCAACUCGCUCGAAUCUUCCAAUCGCGACACCUUGUCGCUGCUCGAGGCAAAGUCUACCGCUUACGACAAGCUCGCGGAGGAGCUCGCAGCACAGCACCAGAAAAUCACGAGCUUACGUCGCGAGGUAUCUGAGCUGGAACAGAAGAAUCAGGCCGCUGAGAACGCGUCUAUGAGCACAAAGUUUCGUGAACAGGCCUUGCAGCAAGAGGUUGACCUGCUCAAGAAGAACAAUGAGUGGCACGAGACCGAGCUACAAACGAGGAGCCAGGAAUACACGAAAUACAGGAAGGAGAAGGGAGCCCGGAUCGCUGAGCUUCAGCGCCUGAACGAAGACGCUAACCAAACGAUCGAAUCGCUCCAGCGCACAGAGAACACCCUACGGAAUCGCCUCGAGGAGGUCAAUGCGAAAGCAGAGGACGCGUUUGCAAGGAUACAACAGCUUCAAGAAGCCGCUGCGAAGUCUGAAGAGUCCUUCCGGGUCGAACUUGACAGCUCCCAGCGUCUUGCCGACCUUCAGAAGCAAAGCGCGGAUACGGCGAGGGCGCGAUUACAGGAUGUGCAAGCACAACUCGACCAGAUUAAGGAGGACGCGGCAGAUGAGCUUGGACGGAUGCAGGCUGAGGUCGAGACAGAACGGUCGGAGAAGGAUCGCGCUGAGCAGCGCGUCGUGGAGCUGGAGCUUCAGGUGGAAACGCUUGAAGCAAGUGCUUCUGCAGCGCAACGUCCCGGUUCAAUCCCAAGCACACCACGGCGCGGCAUCAACGGGUUGGGCAACAUGGGCACCCCGGCACGACCCAGCUCGCCUGGCAUUUUCACCCCUGGUGCGUCCCGGAUGAAAGGUAGCAUGAGCUUUACGCAACUUUACUCCGAACAUUCUCAAAUGAAGACCGAGCUCGAAGCCGAAAGGCGGCGCAACGAGAAGCUCAGCUCGACAAUCGAGAGCAUGCUGCAAGACCUCGAAGCGAAGCAGCCGGAAAUCGAAGAGAUGCGGGUCAAUCACGACAUCUUGAACAGUCAAGUCACGGAGUACAUUGCUCUUCUCGAGGACCGGAAUCAAGAGAUGGACAAUCUGCGAAGAGAGGCAAGGAGAUGGGAAGGUCAGGUGGAAGGGCUGGCACGAGAGGGCGACAUUCUUCGUCAGCAACUCCGAGACCUCAGUGCCCAGAUCAAGAUAUUGCUCAUUGAGAUUCAAGCUCGCGAUGUGGGUCUAGAAGCGCUGAGCGCAGCCGAUCAAGCCCAGCUCGAGCGAGUUGUGCGAGGCGAGAUUGAGGAAGCGGCGGUCGAGGGCAUGAGCGACACAGCGCGGUUCAUCACCCAGAGGCUCACAAUCUUCCGAAACAUCCAAGAGCUGCAGGAACAGAACACGAAGCUUCUACGCGUCACGCGCGAGCUUGGAGAGCAGAUGGAGGGUGAGGAGGCUCGCAGAAGGCGAAAUCAAGACGAGCAGGAUCGCCAGGAACUCGCGGCGUUGCGUGAGAGGGUAGCGCGGCAUCAAGACGAGAUGAGGACCAUGAACACACAGGCUGAGAGCUACAUCCGCGAACGCGACAUGUUCCGGCGUAUGCUGGCACAUCGUGGUCAGAUUCCCUCCGGAGCCGACACCACUGCAAUGUUUGCACAGUCGGUCGAUGGCCGGGCGUCAACUAACGCUACACCACCACCAGGGGCCAAUGGUCCAGGCACCGAACAGUCCUCGAGCGCGAAGGAGCUGGCCGAUUACGCCAAGCUUGUCAAGGAAAUGCAGAGCCACUUCGACGCAUACCGUAAGGAGAGCGCUACUGACCAAGCCGCACUCAAGCAGCAACUUGACAGGCUAGCCAAGGAAAAGAGCGAGCUUCAGAACGAGAUGGUACGCGCCAGCAGCCAACUUACGCUUGCUCACGAACGGUACGAGCUGUUGCAAGCGAAUCUGAACAUGUUCAAGGACGAGAACAGCCAGCUACAAAAGCAAAAGCAGUCUUAUGCCGAGACGGCGGCAAGGCAGGAUCUCCGAACGCAGCAAGUCGCAGAGGAGCUUGUUGAGGCAAAAGGUCUUGCCGAUAGCAUGCGAAAUGAAAUGGCAAAUCUCAAAGCUGAGCGGGAGCUGUGGAAGAAGAUCGAAGCGCGCUUGGCCGAGGACAAUCGCGUGCUUAUGGACGAACGCAGCCGGCUUAACAAGAUGAUCAGCGACUUACAAAACCUACAGAACGAACGCGAACUGUCGGAGUCCGAAAACCGCCGCCGUCUACAGAGUCGAGCAGACAACUUAGAGUCCGAGCUCCAGAGUCUAAGGCGCAAGCUCGAUGACGAGGUGGAGGAGAAUAAGAAGACCGCACUGCGGAGGGAAUACGACCAGGAGCAGAGCCGGACUCGGAUCGAUGACCUGGUUAAGAGCCUGAGCAAUACGAAGGAGGAGCUCGCAGCGGCGAAGACCCAUCGGGAUGAGCUCCAAGCGAGGAUUGACGAGAUGAAGGCCGAUCUGCGCAACGCCGAAGAGCGGGCUCAAGCACUGCAACCGCGGCCAACACCCCAGGCUAAUAGCGCAAGCGCUGACGCUUCAGCUUCGGCGGACAAUGAAAAUGAAGCGUUGAGCAGAGAACAGGAGCUUGGUGUUGAGGUUGCUGACCUUAGGCGUGAUCUGGAAUUGGCACGAGCGGAGCUUGAGGCUGCCAAGGGCGACAUCGUACAAUACAAGUCUAUCAGCCAGUCUUCAGAAGACGCUCUGGAGAAUCUCCAGCAAGCUUCCGAUCAAUAUCGUGAGGAGAUGGAUGCGAUUGUUGCAGAGAAGGAUGCCAGAGUCCGGGAACUCGAGCAGCGUGUGGAAGACAUCUCGGCAGAACUCAACACCACCAACAACCAGCUCAAUGAGCUUCGCAAGGAGCAAGAAGAGAGUACCACGAAACUUAACGAGCAGAGGACAACGUUUGAGUCUGAAAUCACGAGGCUGAAGGACGAUAAUGAACGCCAUGCCGAGACUGCAAAGCUCUACCAGGAGGAUCUGAAAGCUCAAGCGGAGAUCGCCCAGCAAGCACAGCAGAGUUACGAGACCGAGCUCGUUCGCCAUGCCGAAGCUGCCAAGUCUCUGCAGAAGGUCCGUACCGAGUACAACCAACUACGGACCGAGGUCGCAGAGAUCAAAGCUGAAGCCCAAGCUUCGAAGGCGUCACUUGCGCAGAGCGAGGAGAGCUGGGCCGAGACGCGAAACCGGUACGAGCGGGAACUAGAGGAAUUGAAGUCUCGGCGCGAGGACGUCAACGCGCAGAACCGAAUCUUGCAUCAACAGUUGGAGAAUGUUAGCUCGCAAAUCGCAGCUCUUAAACAGAACCGGGCAUCGACGCCAGCGGACGGUGAGGCUGCCACAUCGCCUUCUUCCGGCGUGGACAACCUUCAGGAGGUGAUCCGCUACCUGCGGCGCGAAAAGGAGAUUGUAGACGUCCAGUACGAGCUCUCGAUUCAAGAAGCGAAGCGGCUCAAGCAGCAACUCGACCACACCCAGGCGCAGCUUGACCAGACCCGCGAGAAGCUCAACCAAGAACGCCAAAGCCAGGCUACCAAGGACCAGGACGCCAUGAGCCACAGCAAACUUAUGCAGACAAUCAACGAGCUUAAUCUGUUCCGCGAAAGCAGCACGACGCUCCGGAAUGAGGCUCGCCAGGCUCAGGCACAGCUUGCGGAGCGCACCAAGGAAGUCGAAGACCUCCUUGCACAGGUCCAGCCACUACAAACCAGGACGCGGGAACUCGAGAACGAGCUCGAGAUCAAGGACGGCGAGCUCAACCUGCUUCAGCAGGACCGAGACAGGUGGCAGCAACGCACUCAAGACAUCAUCUCGAAAUACAACCGUGUCGAUCCUGCAGAGAUCGAGUCCUACAAGACCCAGAUCGAGGAACUGACAACCGAGCGUGAUCGGCUGGCAUCGGAAAAGCAGCCGAUGCAGGAGCAGAUCGACGGCAUCCCGGAGCAGAUUCGCCUCACUAGAGAAGAGAUGCAAGAUACCUUCAAUAAGAGUCGCGAGAAGUUAGUGGAGCAGUUCAAAGCUCGGUCGCGCGAACUAUCCGGCAAGAUUAGGGAUUCGAACAAUGAGAAUCAGAGGGUGACUGGUGAACGGGACCAGCUGACUCAGGAGCUCAAUGCUGUUAGGGCUGAGCUAGAGGAGACGAAAGCUGCCAGGGACGAGGCAAUUGCGAACGCCAAGUCAGCUGACGCCGCUAUGGAGAAUGGCAUCGAGGAAGGUCAGGUGGACGAGGGCUUGGGUGGCACUCUGACGAUGUCAAGUGAGGAGAAGGCUGCGUUGGAAGCCCGCAUCAGUGCUGCUGAGGCGAAGGCGAACGAGGAGUCUGCAAGAGCCGCUGCUUUGCAAAAUGAGGUUGAAGCUCUGCAAGGGCGGAUCCGGGAGCUCGAGGGCCAAGUAACUGAGCUCCAACAACAUCUCGAGACCUCGUCGGCAGAUCUGGCGUUGCUGCGCAGCCAAAUGCCAAUGUCAAAUUCUAUCCCAGACGCGGAGUCAGCGGAAACCCUCGAACGACUCCGAAACGAUCUCUCAACAGCCCAGCAAGAAGUCGAAACACUCAGAGCCAACGCCACCGUUGCCUCGGUCCAGGCGACCACAGACGACUCUAAGUCGGUUGCCGACCAGGUUACUGAGCAAGUAGCUGCUAUCCGGGCAGAUCUAGAAGCGAAACACGCCGAGCGCGUGAAGGAGCUUGAGGAGCAAUUCUCACGCCGUGCCGACAAUAUGAGAAAACAACUCUCCACAAAACUGACUGAUGGAAGGGCGCAAUAUCGCGAGGAAGUCCGGAAGGAGUACGAAGGAAACAUGCAAAAUUUGCGGAAUGAGCAUGAGGCUGAGAUACAGCGCCUGAAGUCUGAGCACGAAGAGGAAGUGCAGCGGAUGAAAUCUCAAGCACCGCCUGCUACCGAAGACGCUGGGAAGGGCGAGCCCGUUGGGAGCAUUAUCGUGGAAGCGAUAGCUGAAGGAUCAGCGCCGGGUGAAACGCCAACAAUCAAACCCGAAGCAGAAAAAUCUUUUGCAGAUUGGAAGCCAUCUGAAGCCGAAGUCAAACAUUUCCUCGCUACCAACGAUACCGUCAAGGAGAUAGUUCGACGUAACAUCCGGAACAAGCUCAACGAGGAGAAAGAGGGCGUAGCGAGACAGGCAAAGGAGGAGCAAGAGAAAGUAACCGAAGAGAGGCUCGAGGAGGCGCGAAAGCAGGCAGACGAAGCCAGACAAGCCGCCGUCAUCGACGCGAGACAGCAAGCCACGAACCUGGAGAGCAAGCGCUCAAGCCUCAAACUCGGAAUGGCGGAGAAGCAACGUGAUGCUGCAAAGGCGAAGUGGGCGGUCGUGGAGCAGGCGGCAAAAGAGACGCCCCAGCGACCCGUCGUAGAAGUAUGGGAGAUCGCCAAGGACGCAAAGCCAGCGGCCACCAAUGCCUCCGCACCACCCUCAUCGGUUGCGCCGUCGUCGUCUCCAGCGCCGGCGCCCGCCCAGCUGCACCAAGGCUCAUUCGGACGCCCAAGCGGCCCGCCCGCACAGCCAGCACAGAAUCAACAACCACCCCAACCCGACGGCGGCUUCUUCAAACCAGGCCUAUCCGGUCGCCCAGCCGCACCGCCUCAAGCCUCAGCAGCAUCAACCACCUCCUUCGGCCAACCCACUCCCGCUACUUUCCAGCAAGGCCCAGCCUCCAGCAGUCCCAUGCAUCUGCAAUCCUCUCCAGCGCCCCCAACACUCAUCCAAGGACAAGGACAACCCCAGACCGCACCAGCACCGCAGGACCUACCUCGUGGCUCCUCGCCCGCCCCAUUCCAGGGCCAGCAGCAGAACCAACAGCAGCAGGGCCAAGGUCAGGGUCAAGGUCAGGGUCAGCAGAACCGCGCUCAACCCGCGGGCACCGGUCCCGCCGUCCUUCGCGGUAUCCUUGGCGCGGCGAACCAGAAUCAGACGGGUAUUCCGCGCGGUGGAGCCAUACCUCGACCGGGCGGCGGCCGUGGUGGGUUCAAUCAACCACCUCAGGCACAGCAGGGUAUGCUGCCGCCGCAGCAACUCCAACAGCAGGGUGGCCAUCCGCAGCAAACCAUGAAUCAAAACCUCAAUCAACGAGGUGGCGCAUCGGGCUUACCGCGUGGUGGGGGUAGAGGAAGGGGCGGUCGUGGCCGCGGUGGAGAUCAGAAUCAGAUGCCGCACCCGCCGGUGCCGCAGGAGCAUGGCGGGCAGGGGAGUCCGCGCGGAGGAAUGAAUCCGGGGGCCAGGCAGUUCGUGCCUGGUGGUGGGAACAAGCGGCCGCAUGAGGGAGGAGACGAUGGGAGUGGGGGGAAGAGGGUUAGAGGUGGUGGUGGUGGAGGAGGGAAUUAG
This is a messenger RNA of Coniosporium apollinis CBS 100218, 6720 nucleotides long. RefSeq lists its product as uncharacterized. The record is from RefSeq and is a predicted model, not a curated record. Gene Ontology annotation, biological process: mRNA export from nucleus; protein import into nucleus. Gene Ontology annotation, molecular function: structural constituent of nuclear pore. Bases 1 to 6720 code for a protein of 2239 amino acids. Gene Ontology annotation, cellular component: nuclear pore. NCBI's taxonomy places the organism in Eukaryota, Fungi, Ascomycota, Dothideomycetes. The transcript has 3 exons.